Molecule: messenger RNA, 1041 nt
Organism: Phlebotomus argentipes
Lineage: Eukaryota; Metazoa; Arthropoda; Insecta; Diptera; Psychodidae
Gene: prel
Product: protein preli-like
Exons: 2
Coding region: 207-836 (209 amino acids)
Biological process (GO): phospholipid transport
Cellular component (GO): mitochondrial intermembrane space
Molecular function (GO): phosphatidic acid transfer activity
Source: RefSeq, a predicted model, not a curated record
UGUGAUUUUGAAAACUGAGCAACUCCCCGCGGUUGCUGGUGUCCGCCGCACAGAGGCGCCAGCGGUGCACGAGGAAGACGUCUAAUUGGCGUGGAAGAAAAACAUUGAUCGGUGUGUGGCUUUUGUUAUCGUGCAAUUCUCUGGGUGAGAUUAUGUAAAAUUCGCUGCUUCCUCCGCGCCAGAAGUCAUCGCAAAGUGUGUCCACGAUGGUGAAGUACUACGAGGAGCGGACCACGUUCAACUUCAACUGGGAGCAGGUGGCGCAGGCCUUCUGGCAGAAAUACCCAAAUCCACACAGCAACCACGUGCUGACCGAGGACACGGUGCAGCGCGAGAUCCGCGACGGGAAGCUGUACAGCAAGAGGCUCCUGUCCAAGACGAAUCGCGUGCCGAAGUGGGGCGAGCGCUUCUACAACGCCAAGUCCGUGAAGAUCGUGGAGGAGUCCGUGUGCGAUCCCAGCACGCGCACACUGGUCACGUACACGCGCAACAUAGCAUUUACCAAGAUCAUGAGCGUCACCGAGAAGGUGGUGUACGUGAGCAGCCGCGACAAUCCCGGCAAGACUGUGGCUCUGCGCAGUGCCUGGAUCGACUCGCAGGUGUUCGGCUUCUCGCGCGCGAUCUCCGCCUUCGGCCUGGACCGCUUCAAGAAGAACUGCAGCAAGAUGGCCAACGGCUUCGACUGGGUGCUGCACCGGCUGUACCCAAAUCCCACCUCCGCCCACCUGCACAGCGCCACCAAGGCGCAGAAGAUCAAGGACGCCGCGCGCUCGGCGUCGGACCACGUGAAGGCGCAGGCGGAGCACAUCUACCAGGCCUACUCGGUGAAGAACUGAGCGCGCCAUUCCGCCGGGAGCCCGCAUUCAUUCCACAGCCACUUCCUCCGCCGCUCGCGCUGCCGAUGCGGCGCUUCCGGGCCACCACAGUGAGGCACACUCUCUAUGCAAUCCUCUGGGAAUUCGGGGUUGGGAAACCGUAGCGACUUAUGGUCAGAAUUGUUCAUGGAAUAAACCAAGUUUAUGCGCUUAUUAGAACAUCCGC